Molecule: messenger RNA, 4563 nt
Organism: Anguilla rostrata (American eel)
Lineage: Eukaryota; Metazoa; Chordata; Actinopteri; Anguilliformes; Anguillidae
Product: CCR4-NOT transcription complex subunit 4-like
Exons: 12
Coding region: 119-2248 (709 amino acids)
Biological process (GO): protein ubiquitination
Cellular component (GO): CCR4-NOT complex
Molecular function (GO): metal ion binding; RNA binding; ubiquitin-protein transferase activity
Source: RefSeq, a predicted model, not a curated record
CCCCGCCUGCAGGAAGCCUUACCCAGAAGACCCGGCGGUGUACAAGCCGCUGUCCGCGGAGGAGCUGCAGAGGAUAAAGAACGAGAAGAAGCAGAAGCAGAACGAGCGCAAGCAGAAGAUGACGGAGAACAGGAAGCACCUGGCCAGCGUGCGCGUGGUGCAGAGGAACCUGCUGUUCGUGGUGGGCCUGUCCCAGAGGCUGGCCGACCCCGAGGUUCUGAAGAGGCCGGAGUAUUUUGGGAAGUUUGGGAAGAUCCAUAAAGUCGUCAUCAACAACAGCACUUCAUACGCAGGCUCACAGGGUCCUAGUGCCAGUGCGUAUGUGACCUACCUUCGGUCUGAAGACGCUCUCAGGGCGAUACAGUGUGUCAACAACGUCGUAGUCGACGGCAGGACGCUCAAGGCUUCUUUAGGUACAACAAAAUACUGCAGCUACUUCCUGAAAAGCAUGCAGUGCCCCAAGCCUGACUGCAUGUACCUGCACGAGCUGGGGGACGAGGCGGCCAGCUUCACUAAGGAGGAGAUGCAGGCGGGGAAGCACCAGGAGUAUGAACAGAAGCUGCUACAGGAGCUCUACAAAAUGAACCCCAACUUCUUACAGACCUCAUCAGUGGGUGGCGAGAAGACCAAGGGCAAAUCCUGCUCUUCACAAAGACCCAACAGCAGCAGCAGAGAGGCGUGGCCAUCGUUACAGAUGGGCAAAACGGCCAAUGGGCUGGGCACAGACCACCGCAAGAGCCCGCCCCUCCUGGACGGCAGCUCGGACUCGGAUCACCUGACCCCGGACGGACCCGAGUCGGACCUGGGCCUGGGCCUGGGCCUGCCCCCCUUCUCCACGAGCUGCGACCUCGCCAGCCCCAGCGACAGACCCCCCGAAUCCAUCAGUAUAGGGAACGGAGAAACUCUACAACAGAUCCCGAACAGCGACUCCCCCUCGCCCCCGCCGGGCCUCCCCAAACCCAGCCUGGCGAUCCCCCCCAAACCCAACCUGGCGAUCCCCCCCAAACCCAGCCUGGCCCCCGUCGGCGUGCCGGAGGGGGCGGCCCGCUCGCCCUUCCCGGGGGGCGCGGCCGAGUCGCAGUCGCUCUUCUCAGACAACAGCAACUUCCGGCACCCCAACCCCAUCCCCGGGGGCCUGCCGGCCUUCCCCAGCGCCCCCCAGGGCCACCCCGACUGGCCCACGGCCCCCGAGCCGCAGAGCCUCUUCACCUCCGACACCAUCCCGGUGUCCUCCUCCACAGACUGGCAGGCGGCCUUCGGGUUCGGGUCCUCCAAGCAGACGGAGGACGACCUCGGGUUCGACCCGUUCGACGUCACCCGCAAGGCGCUGGCCGACCUGAUCGAGAAGGAGCUCUCCGUGCAGGACCCCUUGCCCCUCUCGCCCGGGGGCUUCCUCCACGGGCCCUUCAACGGGCCCCUGAACGGGCCGCGGGCCAAGGCGGGCCCCGGGGGCGGCGGCGGGCUCCCUAACCCCGCCCACCUGCCCCAGCGCCUGUCCCAGUUCCAGCACCGCGCCCUGUGCGGCUCGCUCAGCUUCCCCUCCCAGCACGGCCGCCACCCCUGGAUCGGCCUGCCGUUGCAUAGCAACCUGCUGCACCUCAACCACAUGGCCAGCGCCGGCGGCAACAGCGGCUUCCUGGACCUGAGCCUGCCCCCCCACCACAGCACCGGGCUCGGGGGCAUUCCUAUCACAGAAAACAGCACUUCAGUAGAGAGUAUAAAUGUGAAAGAGUGGCAGGAUGGUCUUAGAGCGCUCUUACCCAACAUCAACAUCAACUUUGGGGGUUUGCCCAACUCCUCCUCUUCGUCCUCGUCCUCGUCCUCGUCCUCCAGCGUUAACCACACAGGCGUGCCGGGGGGCUCAGGGGGGGUCGCGCACAGUUUGAGCUGGGACGGCACGGCCAGCUGGAUGGACCCCGCCAUCAUAACAGGUAUCCCAGCAUCCUCGGCCAACAGUCUGGACUCCCUCCACGACGACAACCCUCCGCACUGGCUCAAAUCUCUGCAGACGCUGACGGAGAUGGACGCUCCGGGGUCCGUGGGCCCCCCCCAGCCCCCCCACAGUGGCCUGUUCGGCGGCACACAGAUACCCCCCCUCCACAGACCCGGCUGGGCGCCCUACCCGGCCCCCCCGCCCGCGUCCGCCGGCCAGUUCCACUCGCCCCCACCCGGCUUCCAGACAGCCUUCAGACCCCCAGCCCCGCCCCCCACAGAGCUGCUACAGAGCGCAGCCAUGGACCGCCACUAGGGGGCGCUGCUGUCAAGCGUCUCCCCGACCACAGACACCAGAUUAAAUCAGAUUACAAAAGCUAUUAACAAAAUAAUAACAAGAUUAUAUAUUCUUUUUUUUCCCCUCCUUAUCCUGUCCGUUUCUGAAGACCUGUUUUUUAUUUUUAUUUUUUUUGGUGACACCCUACCCUGGCUCUAUCCCAGCUUCACUACCCGUCAGUCUGGAAUACGGCUCAGUCACGUGCUGCUCCUGCACAUGAUGCACUUCCUCUGGGUGCCAUCGGAGCAGGGAAAUGCUCGGAGUAAACAGGAAGUCUGUGUUUAUUUUAAUCAUAGUUCAGUCUAACAGGAAGAGACCCCUUUGAUAUUUCUGAAAGCCAUUGAGUAGUAGAGGAGAAAAGGGUUUGGUAUCCGACUAGAUACACUAAAGCAGAGUAUGUGUAAUUAUGGGGUUUGUACGUAAUCAAGAUGCUAAGAGAAAUGAGUGAGGAGACUGCUGCCUUUAAAGAUAUGCCAAAAAUUGCUCUUUGCGCCCCCUGCCUGUCUCGGGUGGAAUUGCUCCCCACAAGCUCAAGAGGCCAAACGGAGAGUUGCGUGCGAGGUCCUGGAAUAUGAGCUUUAUAUUCUUUGACUGAAGGUACUAUGCUUCAUAAAAUUACAAUUUUUACCAGAUCAAAGAAUUUUGGGGGCAAACCUAGUGUACUGCCCCCUGGUGAUUGUGAAGCAGUUGAACGUGCCGGUUUGUCUCCAUUGCUGGGCGUGGGCUUGGGGCAGGUGAGGAGACGGGGUGGCAUUUAAUGAGCCCCAUCUGAGCCUGGUUGCAGUUUGAAAGAGCUGCGCCACUAACUGAGGGCGGGGCCAGCCAGUAACUCCUCCCCCUAUACUGGGGGAGUGGCCAACCCCAUUUAGGAGAGCUGUACCUCUAACUGAAGGUGGGGUCUGCCAGUAACUCCUCCCCCUAUACUGGGGGAGUGGCCAACCUCAUUUGGAAGAGCUGUAGCUUUAACUGAAGGUGGGGUCUGCCAGUAACUCCUCCCCCUAUACUGGGGGAGUGGCCAACCUCAUUUGGAAGAGCUGUCGCUCUAACUGAAGGUGGGGUCUGCCAGUAACUCCUCCCCCUAUACUGGGGGAGUGGCCAACCUCAUUUGGAAGAGCUGUCGCUCUAACUGAAGGUGGGGUCUGCCAGUAACUCCUCCCCCUAUACUGGGGGAGUGGCCAACCUCAUUUGGAAGAGCUGUACCUCUAACUGAAGGUGGGGUCUGCCAGUAACUCCUCCCCCUAUACUGGGGGAGUGGCCAACCUCAUUUGGAAGAGCUGUACCUCUAACUGAAGGUGGGGUCUGCCAGUAACCCCCCCCCACUGCCCCCCCCCACUCGCUAGGCCAUUGCCACGGAACCUCUGUAUCAGAGAGCCCCAGGGGCGGGGCCAGUGAGCUUGGGGGCGGGGCUAGUGAGCCGCUGCCCGGGAGGGGAUGCUGCGCGGAUACCAGGCUUUGAGCGCGUGGCGGGUUGAGGGCUCAGAAGCGCCACCGUGUGGCGGCUACAGUGGCCUCGCGUGCUCACAGAGCGCAACCGGUGACGACGGCCGCAAAGCUUUUCCCCCGAUGGGGGGGGGGGGGGAUGGGGGGCUCGGCAGCGACCCCUCCCUCGGCAAGCGCGCUCGUGACACGCCCUUUUUCCAAAAACGAGAGAGGAGUCCGGGCGAAGGGGGCCGCAGAGUCUACUGAAAACACAACGUUCACCUCGCUCAAGAUCAAGCUGAAUGUCCUUCGUAAGUGCCGCACAAGAAGCUCUUCACCUUCACCGGGGGGAGGGCCGUCCGUUUGGGAAGAGACGCGUCAGUAUUCAAUAAGGAAAACAUGUGGUUUCACCCGUUCAAAUCAAUCAUUCGUUUAAAUAUUCAAUUUGUAGUUUUUUUUUUUUUUUAAUUUUUUUUUGUUUUUAAGUUGGGCUACUUGAUUAUUGCCAUUUCUGGUUUCGUUGUCUUCAGCACCAGGGCGUUCAAGUGCAUGCUGGGAUAGCAGCUCCACACGGGGACCCAGAGCCUAAACCUUGGGGCCUUUAACCAUCGUCUUUCCCCCCCCCCCCCCCUCUCUCCUCAACUUUCUUUUCGUUUAACGGUCUUAAUUCGUCAUCCUCUGUCGAGCUCCUCGGCUCCUCAGUAUUCAUCAGUGUCCAGGAGACGCAGACCUCCACUCAUGGAAACCCGUGCAGUCAACCCUGGUUUAUACGCCAUGCUAGAAACACAAGGAUAAAGCGAAGAGCUGAAGGAAUUGUACUGCCCUCCGCAGGUCUGGAAAAGAACUAAAUCUUAAAUAAAAGAGAAAACACUUGA